Messenger RNA from Endocarpon pusillum Z07020, 3243 nucleotides. RefSeq names its product DNA mismatch repair protein msh3. The record is from RefSeq and is a predicted model, not a curated record. The transcript has a single exon. Gene Ontology annotation, cellular component: nucleus. Gene Ontology annotation, biological process: mitotic recombination; mismatch repair. Lineage: Eukaryota; Fungi; Ascomycota; Eurotiomycetes; Verrucariales; Verrucariaceae. Gene Ontology annotation, molecular function: ATP-dependent DNA damage sensor activity; ATP binding; mismatched DNA binding. Bases 1 to 3243 code for a protein of 1080 amino acids.
AUGGCGAACUUGCAGAAGGCGCAGAAGUCCAUAUCGAGCUUUUUCACAAAGGCUGCAACCCAGAGAGUGCCUUCGGACGAAAAUGCAGCCCUUUCACUUCCGACUGGGCGUCUAAAUGGCAACAAUGAUGACUUUGAGCUUCCAGCAGCAAAACGUGUCCGCAGAAGCUCGCCGACUGGUGGUGCAGAAGUCGACUCUCUUGUUCAAGAUCAACCUCUGAUUGCCAUCUCACCGAACAAGCAAAUAUCAGCAUCAAGAACCUCCAAAUUUGUCUUCUCGUCGUCGCCCCAGCAGGAAAAUGUUUCUGAAUUGGUCUCAGGCGAGGAUCUACAACAGAAAGAGAGGUUGCAUGAAAGGUUCGUUAAGAAACUUGGAAAGCCAGACAGUAUUGCGGACAUCAAGCGUCGCAACCGGGCUCUCAUGGAAGACGAAGCAGGUGAGGAGGAGGUUGACGAGGAGCCACCAGAAGAAGCGAAGCCUGCACCGAGGGGAAAGAAAGGCGUUGCGGCGAAGAAGGGAUCCAGCAAGCUGACACCGAUGGAGAAGCAAGUCCUGGAGAUCAAAAGAGCACAUAUGGAUACAUUGCUAGUGGUUGAGGUUGGCUACAAGUUCCGAUUCUUUGGAGAGGAUGCUCGGAUUGCUGCCAAAGAACUGAGCAUUGUUUGUAUACCUGGGAAGUUCCGAUAUGAUGAACAUCCAUCUGAAGCUCACAUCGAUCGUUUUGCUUCGGCAAGUAUCCCUGUUCACAGACUACAUGUCCAUGUAAAACGACUUGUUGCAGCUGGUCAUAAAGUUGGCGUGGUACGGCAACUCGAAACUGCAGCUUUAAAAGCUGCGGGGGACAAUCGUAAUGCUCCUUUCGUGCGGAAGCUGACGAAUCUGUAUACAAAGGGUACUUACAUUGACGAUGUAGAAGGCUUGGAGGAGUCUGGUGCUGGUCCUCCUCCAGCUCCUGCGACUGGCUUUCUACUUUGCUUAACCGAAUCCAAUGCAAAAGGCUGGGGCAAUGACGAGAAAGUCCAAGUCGGCAUUGUUGCCGUGCAACCUGCGACAGGAGACAUUAUCUAUGACGACUUCGAGGACGGUUUUAUGAGAGCGGAGAUUGAGACGAGACUGCUACACAUUGCACCUUGUGAGUUCUUGAUUGUUGGUGAGCUUUCCAAAGCUACCGACAAGCUUGUACAGCAUCUUUCACGCAGCAAGACGAAUGUUUUCGGUGAUAAGGUGCGUGUGGAGGGAGUCCCUAAGCAGAAAACUAUGGCGGCACAAGCAUACAGUCACAUAUCAUCUUUCUACGCUGACCGGAUGAGAGAGACAAGAGAGGAUGGUGGCAAGAGCAGCAAUCUGCUGGAGAAGGUUUUGACUUUGCCUGAGAAUGUCACAAUUUGCUUAUCGGCGAUGAUCACGCACAUGCAAGAGUAUGGAUUGGAACAUGUUUUUGAUCUUACCAAGUAUUUCCAGCCUUUCUCUGCACGAUCACACAUGCUAUUGAAUGGCAACACUUUGACCAGCCUCGAGAUCUAUCAGAAUCAGACAGAUCACACCAUCAAAGGAAGCCUACUCUGGACGUUAGACCAUACCUCCACCAAAUAUGGUCAGCGGUUAUUGAGGAAAUGGGUCGGUCGACCUCUGCUUGACAAGCCGAAACUUGAAGAACGACUUGGCGCUGUUGAGGAACUACUCGAUACCGCGAAGACAGCCAAGGUGGAGCGAUUGAAAAGUGUCCUUUCGAAGAUGAAGAUCGAUCUGGAGAAGAGCCUUAUCAGGAUCUAUUACGGAAAAUGUACUCGGCCGGAGUUAUUGAACGUGCUGCAAUCGCUUCAACUCAUCGCUUCAGAAUUUGCGCAUGUCUCCUCGACCACCUCUACAGGCUUCUCAUCAUCGCUCAUAUCGUCGGCCAUCACUGCACUACCGUCUAUAUUGUCCGAGGUUGUUGCGUAUCUGGACAAAAUCAACCUCGAAGCUGCCAGAUCAGAUGACAAAUAUGCUUUCUUCCGCGAGGAGCAGGAGACAGAUGCUAUCUCUGAGCAUAAAUUUGGCAUUGCAAGCGUGGAGCAAGACCUAGAUGUCUAUCGCACCACGGCAGCUGAGAAGAUUGGUAAGAAGAAUCCUGUGGAGUAUAGUACAGUGGCAGGUAUAGAAUAUCUCAUCGAGGUGUCGAACUCUUCGACCCUGCUGAAGAAGGUCCCAGCUUCCUGGAUCAAGGUUUCCGGAACCAAAGCGAAUUCCCGCUUCCACCCACCGGAAGUCAUCAAGUUUGUUCGGGAGCGGGAUCAGCACAAAGAGGCGCUUGCUGCUGCCUGUGACGAUGCUUUCAGAGAUCUUCUGGCUGAUAUCAGCACGAAGUAUCAGCUUUUCCGUGAUUGCAUACAGAAUCUUGCUACGCUUGACUGCCUACUCGCCUUGGCUACGACAGCACAGCAACCAGGCUAUUCGAAACCGAUCUUCGUGGACGAGAACGUCAUACAGGUCGAAGGCGCCAGACAUCCUAUGGUCGAGCACCUGCUCCUCGACGCAUAUGUCCCGAACGAUAUCCAACUCUCUCAAGACUCAACUCGAGCACUGCUUAUCACCGGUCCCAACAUGGGCGGCAAAUCCUCCUACGUCCGUAGCGUGGCACUCAUCUGCAUCAUGGCGCAGAUUGGUUGCUAUGUGCCCGCCUCGUCUGCCAAACUGGGUCUCCUCGAUGCCGUCUUCACUCGCAUGGGUGCCUUCGACAACAUGCUUAGCGGCGAAAGCACAUUCAUGGUCGAGCUCUCCGAGACGUCCGAUCUCCUCAAACUCGCCACCCCUCGCUCCUUGGUAAUCCUCGACGAGCUAGGUCGCGGCACAAGCACCCAUGACGGCGUGGCCAUUGCGCAGGCUGUGUUGGAUUACAUAGUAAGAGACUCGAAGGCCUUCACACUGUUCAUCACGCAUUAUCAGACUCUAGCUACAAUGGCGGAUGGAUUCCCAAAUAAGGAGUUGAGGAAUGUGCAUAUGCGGUUUGCGGAACAGGAGGGCAGUGAUCAGGUUACCUUUCUCUAUGAGGUUGGGGAGGGGACCGCCCAUAGAAGCUAUGGAUUGAAUGUGGCGAGGUUGGCGAAUAUUCCUGAGAGAGUUAUCGAGGUUGCUGGGGAAAUGUCCAGAGAGAUGGAGGAGAUGAUGAGGUUGAAAAAGGUUAAGGCUCUAGCGAGGAUUUUGGCUGAGGGCGGGGAGGAGGAUAGGCUGGACGCGAUUGUCGAGGGGAUUGAGCGGCUAUAG